Molecule: messenger RNA, 2833 nt
Organism: Schizosaccharomyces japonicus yFS275
Lineage: Eukaryota; Fungi; Ascomycota; Schizosaccharomycetes; Schizosaccharomycetales; Schizosaccharomycetaceae
Product: ribosome biogenesis factor recycling AAA family ATPase
Exons: 1
Coding region: 132-2555 (807 amino acids)
Cellular component (GO): cytoplasm
Molecular function (GO): ATP binding; ATP hydrolysis activity
Source: RefSeq, a predicted model, not a curated record
ACUAUAGCUACACACAAUGUUACACCACCAAAAAGUCCACAGAGUGCGACUUCUACGAGUGCUCCACCACGACUAAGUGACGGGUCUAUUCCUCCAACUUUGGCUGGUAAAAAAUAGAUAAAAGUGGAAAAAUGUCGUCGCCAAAGUUUACUGUUCAUUUUAAUCCAAAUCCAGGAACCAAAAAACAAGCGCGACAUGUGUACUUGACUCCAGCAGCGGUUGCCCGGAUGCGUCUGUGUGUGAUGCAGUUCGUUUGCGUAAAACACGACGGUGGUGAGGCUGUAGGAAUUGUUCAGACUCUGAGUAAUAACAACUAUGGUCCAUUUGAAAUGCUGAUUACGCCGGAAUUUGCUUCUUGGGCCAAUGUGAAGCAGUAUCAGAAAGUCACCAUUGCCCCAUAUACAAAACCAUUAAAAGUUGCUGCUGUUGCAAAAAUUAGUACAGUGGGCCAAUUACCCAGCAGUGUAUCGUCCGAAGCAGCUGUAAAGGAUCUACUACGGGAACUGCGUUAUAUUCAUCCAGGAAUGACAAUUCCUAUGUCGUUCAUUUCUAACAACAACCUGGUAACACCGCCAGCUUCCCCGGCAAAACGAGCAGUAAACAAGAAAACGUCUCACCCUAACAAGACGGAGAGCGGGUCGUCCACUUCGGAAAGUUCUGCUGCUCUCACAAUUGAUGAAGUGCAUGUCGAAUCUCCAGAUACACUUUUGGAAGCUGUGUCUGCACUUUCGCUAGAGGAAGUUCAGAUUUUCAAGUUUGACGCUUUCUCAGAAGUUGAUGUUGAGUUCCCGAGCCCUCCGGCACUUCAAUUUGCGUCUCCCAAACGAAACGGAGCAGCAACACCUGUUGGCACGUCUCAGACGCCACAGCCUGAAGCCAUACGAGUCACAUUUGACAAGAUCGGUGGCUUGCAAAAGCAAAUUGCCAUACUCCGAGAUGCCGUUGAGCUUCCCUUGCUGCAUCCGGAGCUUUUCGAGCAUUUUCACAUUACCCCUCCUCGUGGUAUAUUACUGUAUGGGCCACCUGGUACAGGAAAAACAAUGAUCCUGAGGGCUGUUGCGGCGGAAACGAGUGCACAAGUGUUCACUGUUGACGGCCCAUCGAUCGUUGGUAAAUAUUUAGGUGAGACAGAGUCUCGUCUUCGUAAAAUCUUCGAGGAUGCUCGAGCCAAUCAGCCGUCCAUUAUUUUUGUGGAUGAGAUUGAUGCCCUUGUACCUAAGCGUACUGGCGAUGUUAGCGAAGCUGAGAGCAGAACAGUAGCAACUUUCCUCACUUUACUUGAUGGCAUGGCAAACGCUGGACGAGUGGCCGUGGUUGCCGCUACCAAUCGGCCAAAUUCUAUUGAUGAAGCUCUUCGUCGCCCUGGUCGUUUGGAGAAAGAAAUUGAAAUUGGUAUUCCCGAUAAAGAGGCACGUUUGGAUAUUCUUAAGCUUCUCUUCCACGAAGUGCCCAACAGUUUGUCGGAUGGAGACAUCGAGGACCUUGCCGCACGUUCCCAUGCGUACGUUGGAGCUGACUUGGCUGCUGUUGUUCGUGAAGCAGCACUUCGAGCUAUUAAACGUGUCAUUGCUUGCAAACAGUCAAAGGUUUCCGAGGAGAAGAUGGAUAAGAGCGUUGACACGGAUUCUGCUGUUGUUGAAGACAACAACUCUGCGAUACCUGCUGUAACCGAUGAAAAGGUAAACAUGGAUGAUGUUGAAUUUGCUCUUUCCUCUGUCCGGCAAAGUGCCAUGCGUGAAUUCAUCAUGGAGUCACCUAACGUUACUUGGUCUCAGAUCGGAGGACAAGAAGAAGUGAAGCAAAAACUAAAAGAGGCAAUCGAAUGGCCAUUGACACACCCUGAAACUUUUGUCAAGCUUGGUGUGACACCGCCGAAAGGUAUUCUAUUGUACGGCCCCCCAGGCUGUUCCAAGACGCUCACGGCAAAGGCUAUUGCAACAGAAACUGGAUUUAAUUUCAUCGCAGUGAAAGGUCCAGAGUUGCUUCAAAAAUACGUCGGUGAAAGCGAGCGUGCUGUCCGACAAAUUUUCCAUAAAGCAAGACAAGCAAGCCCUUCGGUGAUUUUCUUUGACGAGAUUGAUGCUCUGACAACUGAACGAGGUGGUCAUGACAACAGUAAUGACCGGGUGGUUGCCGCUCUUCUUAAUGAGAUGGACGGUAUCGAAUCUCUGAAAAAUGUUUUGGUUUUGGCAGCUACCAACAGACCAGAUGUGAUUGACCCAGCACUCAUGCGUCCUGGUCGUUUGGAUCGUCUGCUGUAUGUUGGUCCUCCCGAUGCUGAAGCACGUCUCGCUAUCCUCCGGAUCCAAGCCAAACGGAUGACUUUUGCUUCUGAUGUUCGCUUAGAAGAGUUGGCUCAGUUGACCGAUGGUUGUUCUGGUGCUGAAGUUGUAGCCAUGUGUCAAGACGCUGGCUUAAUUGCUAUGCAUGAGAACGUCGAAGCGCAACAAGUUUCACAGGCACAUUUCGAAGCCGCUCUGAAAAACCUGCGCCGUGGCAUUACAAGUGAAAUGAUCGAAUUUUACGAGUCCUUCAAAAAUCAAACAACUGCUUAAUGCAUGCAGAUUUCUGAAGCUUCUCUCACUUACAUUUUUGACUUUUUUUUUUGGUUUGGCUAUGGAUUGUCAACGGCUUCCUCUCAUCUUUACUAUUUAAUGCAACAACUCCUGUUCAAUACUUGAAACAACAGAACAAACUCAUAGACACAAAGUAUACCACAAUAAUCCCCUUCCUGAAUAUAUACUUCUUUCCAUUUAUCGUUUCAGAAUCCAUUCAUUAGGUAAACGAUUACACUACGAGUAAAUAAAGGCGAGCAAGUCGGCCAAGUCGUUUU